Molecule: messenger RNA, 8419 nt
Organism: Fusarium odoratissimum NRRL 54006
Lineage: Eukaryota; Fungi; Ascomycota; Sordariomycetes; Hypocreales; Nectriaceae
Product: chitin synthase
Exons: 2
Coding region: 784-4764 (1326 amino acids)
Cellular component (GO): cell periphery; myosin complex; cell septum
Molecular function (GO): ATP binding; chitin synthase activity; cytoskeletal motor activity
Source: RefSeq, a predicted model, not a curated record
UGCAUAACGCGCCUGAUGCGCCACGUCCUGAAUGCUACCAAUAUCGAGAUGGGACGUUGGACUUGAACAUGUGCAUCUAAAAGCCCCUAUAGUCCUCCGUACACAGUGCAUCACAUCAGCCGUAUCCAUUUUCGGAGUCGCCCUUUUUUUGCUGGGGCACGCUACUACGGCACUAGAGUUCAGUACCUACAGGUCCGUCCUCUACUCGCUACUCGGCUUGCUACCUCUGCCUCGCCAGCCCAGCCCAGCACAAGACCCAGUCGUUUCUUCAACUCUUGGAGAGCCUUCUUUCGAGAGCGUUUGUGUCUUGUCAUUUCCCUUUGCUUUCGAUUUCGCUACAGCUUCAACUGACCUGCCUCACUCGCUUUGGCUGUGUCUCUUUUACAUCAAUCAAUCGCUACAUUAAUAAUUUUUAACCUUGACCCAACCUCCUUGCAUUAGUACUCACAGCCGCCCAGGCCGUGAUACUUCAUUCGAUCAGCCGAAAAGGAGGGCGGCGUUGCCCAGCGACCGAAACCUUCAUCUCAUCAUUCGACAAACUCACUCCAAGCCUUUAAGCUGCAUUCAAUUGCUUGCAGCCGACCGCUGGUCUAUUCAUUCGCUCAUACUUCUAAUUGUUACCCGUCUGUCGUUCCUCAGUCGUUCCUCGGACGUAAUACCCUUCCACAGUCAGUUCAGUUGCACUUAGACUCGGCCGUUGAACCCAGUCCCAUAUACAACAUCCACAUCGCAACGUGCAAUAAUCUGUGAUCGUCCCCGUCGAGGGCAUCACUGUCAUUGAUCAUGGCCAGCCGAAUGUCCAUGUACUCGAUGGCUUCAGAGGCCUUGGGUGGUGGUCCUCAAGCCGCCCAGGUGUCCACUACAACUCUCCUAAACGCCAUCCACAACAUCUACCUGUCUUCUCAGCCCUAUCAACUCGAUGCCAGCACCAGUCUAGUUGUCAACACAUGGCUUACAGCUGCUCAGGCUGGAGCUACUGUUGAUGCUACUCUCGCUGCUCGAGCAUGGGAACAUGCUAGACGCCGUGCUGAGGACGGCUGUGUGAUCUUGGGAUCACUCCACCAGUCAACCCCUUCGUUGCUCGUGCCUUUCCUCAACACUUUCCCCUUCGCCAUUCCUGCUUCCAUCUACAAGUCUCUGGAAGCUUUACAACCGUUCCUCCGAUGCGUUACUCCCUACAACGCUUCCGCUCCACGACAGAUUGCUCUCGGAGUUACACUGACCUUGAGUUUGGGAGGAAAUGUCACAGGCGCCUCUCUUGCUUUGUCCCAAGGUGGUAUUGACACUGAGAACGGAUUGCUCAACAUCCCCGCCGAGGCUGGCUAUCGUGCUUUUGAUGUCUUUUACUACCUCCUCACAUCAGCAUCCACACCCGCCGAGCGAGAAUUUUUAGGCCUCAAAUCCCCUUCAGCGUACGCCCUACUGGCUCGCUCCGGUACCUAUGAGCCACCAUCUUACCUGAUCACCGCCGACGAUGGUGCUGCGGCCGAUGACUUCCGUCAAGCCCUAAAGGAGAUUGGCAUCAAGGGUUCUGCCCACCGUAACUUCAUUUCCACGCUUGCCGGUCUCCUCAAGCUUGGCAACACUCUCGACUACGAUGCCGACUCAGACGAUUUCGAGGAGAUUUGCGAGGAUGUUAGUGGUCUUCUUGGUAUGGAACCAGAGGUGCUCAUGCACCAGCUGAGCACUGAGGACCGCCGAACACUCGUUGGUGGUUUGUACGAGGCUCUUGUCGACUGGGUGAUUUCAAAGGCCAACAGCGCUAUUGCUGCUCAGAUGCUUCGCAUUCGAGAUGGCGACGAGUCCAUCGAUGGCCGCGGUGUGCGCACUCCCACCUCUAACGAGGAUGGUGAUACCGUCUCAAUCACUGUUGUGGAAGUCCCCGAACCUUCCAUCGGCCGGGCCCUGGCUAUGCGUACCAUUUUCGAUGACACCAUUGGAAUCAAUGCUGAGAUGAUUGAGGAUGGCGUCGAGGUCCACCCCGUUGGAUCUUCUGUGGUUCGUGAGAUGCAACAAGCCGUUUCUGAUGUCGCACCUGAUCUGGGUAUCAUGACUGGCCCCCAGGGAAGGGACCGUCAACAUGAUCUUGAGAAGCGAGAGGUCAUUUUGGAGAAGGUUGCUUAUGGAUCCGAAGAUGACAGUUUCGUGAAAAAGCUGUUGUUCCCUGUCGAGGGUGAAGGAAUCAGCCUUGGUCGCGCGGGUCGUUUCGAUCUGCCUGCACUUCUGAGCGCCAGUCGUACUUGGUUCCAUCUUUCCCUUCAUCCUACGGAUGACUCUCCUGCCAACUUGGCUACUCUCCCUGCUAUCACUUCGGCAUGGUCAGCUGGCACAGUCUCCCGCCAGCUUCGCUCAUGGAGACUUCCCGAGUGGGCUAACCGCCGCAACCGCAACCUUGAUUACACAGCCGACUUCGACGUCGACGAAUUCGUUGGUCGAUACGGCGCUCUCGGUUGCAAGGAUGGCAAGGACGGCAUCGAGACCUGGAUGCUGGAGAGAGGCUGGAGCAAUGGCGAAGUCUUCAUCGGCAAGGAGCGAAUCUGGGUUCGCGAAGGUCCUUGGUGGGAGGCAGAGACCAUGCUUGAUAUCAAGCCCGCUCACAGCCUUCAGAGUAUGGGCCAAAAUCCUUUCACUUCUGGCUUUGACACAAGUUAUUCAGCCAACCCUCCCAAUGGCAGCGGUUUCUUCCCUCCUCCUGCUAUGGACAACAGCUUGAAUGGAAGCAAUGAUCAGCUGAUGCACACUCGCAACUUCAGCCAAGGCAACAUGAGCCAGGUUACCUUGAACCAGCAUCAGAACCUCAACCCCCAAUCAGCGCCCUCAAUUGCCCCCUCAGCUAUGCGCAACGUCCAGACCACAGGUGACUACGGUCUCGGUACCAAGGGUGACACAUACAAGGGUCAAGUCUAUUACAACGAGGACGGUGAGUUCACGGGAAUUUUGGAUGGCGAACUUGCCAAGAACAAGAAGAUCGAGUCUAAGCCUCUGCCUUUCGGUCGUCGGGCUUGGAUUGCUUUCGUUUGGGCCCUGACUUUCUGGAUUCCCUCGCCUCUGCUCAAGUUCAUUGGCCGUAUGCGACGACCCGAUGUUCGCAUGGCUUGGCGUGAGAAGUUUGUUCUCUUCUUUCUGAUUAUUCUUAUCAACGGUAUGGUCGUUUUCUGGAUUAUUGGUUUUGGAAAGCUCUUGUGCCCCAAUGCAAACAAGGCAUGGAAUGUCAAGGAGGUCGCUACUCACGCAGAGGACGAAAAGUCCUUCUGGGUAGCCAUUCACGGAAAGGUCUACGAUAUCACCGAUUUCUGGCAACAACAGCACAGUGAUACCAGCAUCAAGGUCACCAAGCAAAACAUGCUGCCUCUUUCCGGUAUGGUCAUGGAUAACUACUUCAUGCCUCCCCUGAACAGGGCUUGCAGAGGCCUUGGUAUCAAGGAGACCACACAGCUCACCUUCAACGACACCAUCACCAACCCCCUGGCCCAGCACACUUCCGGCUUUUAUACCCGUGAUCGUACUAGCGCUCUUCAUGAUCCCGACUGGUACUGGAAGAAGUUCCAACCCAAGAUCAAGGAAUACUACCAUGGCAAUCUCGUAUGGAAGAAGAGCAAGGUCAAGAACGAGGGUGAAAACGAGCAGCACAUGUGGGCCACCUAUGGCAACGAAGUGUAUGAUCUCACCGAUUACUUACAUACUCUCGACGUCAACGACAACUUCGAUUCGUACAAGUUCCUUAACGAAGAUAUGGUAGAUCUGUGGAAGAACAGCCCUGGAACCAACAUCAAGAAGGAUCUCGACCUGCUCAUCGCCAACGCAAAGAACGAGACUGUCAGUGCCAACCUUAAGAACAGUUGGCAGUGCAUUCAGAACAUUGCAUACAAGGGCAUCCUUGAUUUCCGUGAUUCUGCACGAUGCCAGGUCAACAACUACCUUCUUCUGGCUUUCGCUGUCAUCAUUUGUAUCGUUACCGCCGUCAAGUUCCUUGCUGCCCUUCAAUUCGGAUCCAAGCGACGUCCUUCACCUCAGGAUAAGUUUGUCAUCUGCCAAGUCCCUGUCUACACUGAGGGUGAAGAUUCUCUCCGAAAGGCUCUCGAUUCAUUGACUGCCCUCCAGUACGACAACAAGCGCAAGCUCAUCUGUGUCAUUUGCGAUGGUGUUGUCGUUGGUCAAGGUAAUGAUCGUCCCACCCCCAAGAUUGUUCUCGACAUUCUUGGUGUUGAUCCCAAGGUUGAUCCUCCUGCCCUUCCUUUCAAGUCUGUUGGCUCUAGCAGUGAGCAACUCAACUACGGCAAGGUUUACUCUGGUCUCUACGAGUUUGAGGGCAACGUUGUUCCCUACAUCGUCGUCGUCAAGGUUGGAAAGGAGUCUGAGCAGUCCAAGGCUAAGCCUGGUAACCGUGGCAAGCGUGAUUCUCAGAUUCUGCUCAUGAGCUUCCUCAACCGUGUCCACCACCGAGCACCCAUGUCUCCCCUCGAGCUCGAAAUGUUCCAUCAGGUCAACAACAUCAUUGGUGUCGAUCCUGAGCUCUAUGAGUAUCUUCUCAUGGUCGAUGCCGAUACCUGUGUCGAGGAAGACUCGCUCAACCGUCUCGUUGCUGCUUGUGCUCACAACGCUAAGAUCGCUGGCAUUUGUGGUGAAACUGCCCUGGAGAACGAUGAAAAGACUUGGUGGACCAUGAUCCAGGUUUACGAAUACUUUAUCUCUCAUCAUCUUGCAAAGGCCUUCGAAUCUUUGUUUGGCAGUGUUACCUGUUUGCCUGGAUGGUAUGUUUACUAGCCCCCCUCCUGUUAUCUCUAUAGCUAACCUCCUUUUAGUUUCACCAUGUACCGUCUCCGAAGCGUUGACAAGGGCAAGCCUCUCAUCAUUUCUGAUGCUGUUAUCAAGGACUACAGUGUUUGCGAUGUCGAUACCCUCCACAAGAAGAACCUUUUGUCUCUGGGUGAGGAUCGUUAUCUCACCACCCUGAUGACCAAAUACUUCCCUGAGAUGUCUUACAAGUUCAUUCCCGAUGCCCAGUGUAAGACUGCUGCUCCCGAGUCAUGGAGUGUUCUGUUGUCUCAACGUCGACGAUGGAUCAACUCGACCAUUCACAACCUGGUUGAACUUAUGCAACUGAAGGAGCUCUGUGGUUUCUGCUGUUUCAGUAUGCGCUUCGUUGUGUUUAUUGAUCUUUGCGGUACCAUUAUUCUUCCCUCAACCUGUGUCUACAUUGGUUACCUCAUCUACAUUCUGGCCACCGGCUCUGGACCCAUUCCAUACAUCUCACUUGCUAUGAUUGGUGCUGUUUAUGGUCUUCAGGCUCUUAUCUUCAUUCUCAAGAGACAGUGGCAGCACAUUGGGUGGAUGAUCAUCUACAUCCUUGCUUUCCCCAUCUACUCCUUCAUCCUCCCCCUCUACUCCUUCUGGAACCAGGACAACUUCUCGUGGGGUAACACCCGUAUCGUCAUUGGAGAGAAGGGCAACAAGCAGGUUGUCGCUGUUGAUGAUGAAGGCUUCGACCCCCGCUCUAUUCCUCUGCAGCGCUGGGACGACUACGCUCUUGCUAACAACCUGCCUGGACGUCGUGGUGGAUACCAGGAGAAGACUGACUACUCCUACGGUGACAACUAUGAGCUUGAUGAGAUCAAGUCUGUGUACUCUGCUGGUCCUCAGGGCUCUGUCUUGACUGGCAUGCCUGGCCGCAACACCUACAUGCCUCCUCAGUCCCCCGCCUUCAACAACGGUCGCACAUCGACCAUGGGCUUCCAAGAUUCUCCCAUGCAGCAUCGCCAGUCGAUGAUGUCUAUGGGCACAGGAGUUCAUGACAUGCGCAGCCAGUCACCAUACCAGGACUACCCUGGCCAACAUCCCAGCGUAAGCAACCUCCGUGGACAGGCCAAUCUUUCACCCGCCACUGGCGGUGGACAUAGCCGAUCUGGCACUGCUCUGGGCUUCAGCAGUGGUGCUCGAUCUCCCAUGCCGGAUGCCAUGCGAUCGCAGUCAUCGUUCGACUUCCAGCAUGGCCACGCUGGGCCCAACGACAUGGCUAUCGUCGAGUCUAUUCGCUCAGUUCUGUGCGAGGUUGACCUCGACACUGUGACCAAGAAGCAAGUCCGCGCUCUAGUAGAACAGCGUCUUCAGACCGAGCUGGUUGGUGAGCGCCGAACAUUUAUGGACCGACAGAUCGACCACGAGCUGGAGAACAUGUAAUUUGCACCUGAAGGGAAUUGAAAGAUUUAUAACUGUUUUUUAUACUCUAAUCUUGGGUACAUACCUUAUGCUGGGUUUAUACAGUGUCGCAGCAAUAGUCUACCUCAAUCUUGGAAAGAGUUGCUGGCGAAGUCAGAGCAUGAUGGAAAUAUGGGUGUUCAAAAAUGAGGAAGCGAGAAUACCGGCAGGCGUUGGAUAUGAUUUUUUAUUACUGGGCAGAUAUGGGAGUCGUUCCUUGGAAAGCUUUUACUGGUUGUUUGUGAAAAAUGUUAUUAUUUCUUAAUGAAUGGCUGGCUGGAACCGCUAAUGGUUCAUAUCUCAUACUUUUAAUCCUACCUGCUGUCAAGUCUUUCAACAUGCCCGCUUGUUUCGCUUACACUUCAUCUUGAAAAAUCAUAUGUCAGUAACUUGACUCUGCCCGGUGAAUGUUCUCCUUCUUUCUAGCCCAAAUUCCCUGCAUGCUACAUCGUUCACUCCUAUGAUCCUAUCGUUCGUUCCAGUGUCGUCCUCAUUUUGUAAUCAUGUUCUUUAUUGUCCACUUCAUCUCAUUACUCAAGCAUGGUUUCGUAUGUGACUUAGAUAUCCAAUACCAAAUGCUAUAUGCCUCCACUACUUCUUACCCAGGUUUCCAACGCCCUUUAAUCGUAGGUAUACAUCCGUUCCCCAUCCAUAUAGACUCUGCACCGCGAUGCCACCUCCAAAGUACUCGGCGUACGCCCUGCUCAGAGGUAGUCCGUAUCCCAGACCUGCAAUGGAACUACCACCAGUGCUGGCAGUUGAUAUCGCACUGAGACCGUCGCCACCAUUGCCAUCUCCUGGGAAGUCAUCCAUGUCGUCGGAGAAGGUGGUGAAUGAGUAUGACCAGAUAUUCGGGCUGACCUCUGGUGGAAUCCCGCCACCACGAUCGCGAAUACGAAUCGUCACUCCAGGAGCAUUAUCAUCUAGAGGGACUAUCGCAUCGUUAUUGGUGGCGUUUCGGCUGUCCUUUGAGGGCAAAUCACUGUCUUUGGUCGAUGAAUUUGACAAAGAUGUUGUUGAGGGUUCUUCAGUCAAUGCAGGCUCUGGUGCGAUCGUGACGAUUACAGGUUCGUUAGACUUGUUCUCAAUUGUAGCACGGAAAGCAUUUUUCAGCAGUUCAGUAACUAUGUACUCGAGGUGCAUAGGGACAAAUGCGAAUGUGGUGUCUGGCUCGCCAUGAAUAUAGAGAAGAGGCCGGACGCCAUAUCGAAGCUCACAGAUAUCAGCGACGAAGCCAGCACAUGACUCUACUAUUUGUGCAGGGCGAAGAGCUGUGUCGAUGACUCCAAUGUACGAGGGAUCAUCAGGGCACGGUGUUGGACUAGCAUUGGGGUCAAAGUGCGGCUGAGAACUGAAAUGUAGUGCAAUAUGCUGCUCCGCAAUGAGGCGCGUACCGAUUCGAGCGCGGAGGUGCUGGUCGAGGAAUUUUGUGACCUCUUCGGGAGAUAUAUACCGUCGACAUUCGAGGAAGCCCUUUGCAAGAAUGGGGAUAGUAUCGGUGUGUGUCGCAACGAGCUCGGCCAGUACAUUCGUGAAGCGUAUCUCGUCUUCGAGAGUCGAGAUUGGUCGUCCUUCACGGGUCGCGUGCCAGUAUGGAAGGAGUAUUGAUAAAGAAUGGAGAUAGUUGUUGUAUAUACGUGAGAUGUUCGGGUUCGCAACGACAAUGUAAGGAAGGUUGCGAAGCGCUUGGAUACGAUGGGCGAGGCGCACGGGAAGAAGAGAAAGGGCGAAAUUGGCGGAUGAGAGGAGGGACUUGGAGGAUAGAGGAGGCCGGCCGUGUCUAUAAAUUGUCAGUUAUUAUCAGUAGUUAAAAGGUGAGUUGGACAAACCUCACGAGGUCUGCGAGACACAGAGGAUGUUGAUGUUGUCGAGCCAGUGUCGCAAUCUCAUCAUCCGACACUUUCGGGGAGUGUAAACUCCGUCUCGUCACCAGCCGGUUCCGUGUGCUUUCAGGACUCCAAUGCGAUUGUCUAGGGCCCCUCCAUUGAGACAAGCAUCGAUAUGAGGUGUGACAGGGCCAAGAUCGAAGAAUAGUAGAGGCGGCAGGCCCUCGCCGCCUUAUUAACCUGGUGGAAGAAGCAAUCAUUGCAGCAUUAUGGCGUGUUUCUUAAGAAUUUUGUUUUCGCACUCCUCUUGGAGUUAAUGUCGUUGAUAUGAGAAAGUAUGGAGCUGAUCUGUAGAAGCUGAGCAGACCGGUAAAUGUCCCCGAGGCGGAUGACUCUUU